This is a messenger RNA of Arabis nemorensis, 387 nucleotides long. NCBI's taxonomy places the organism in Eukaryota, Viridiplantae, Streptophyta, Magnoliopsida, Brassicales, Brassicaceae. The record is from the annotation of a GenBank genome assembly.
AUGGCUAUACUAACAAAGCUCAAGUCGGUCAUAAAGAAAUGGCCUUCCCUCACCAAGAACAACCACUCAACCACCGCAUCAAGUCCCGCCUCUGAGGUCUCGAAGUGCGACGUUCUCAAAAUGGUUUACGUCGGAAAGUCUCGAAGACCUUACAUGCUAAGUUCCCACGUCAUCGACCACCCGCUUUUUCAAGAACUACUUGAUCGAUCCUCGAGACUCACUGAAGAACGUCACGAUCAAGAGACAAUCUUAGUAGCUUGCGAAGUCGUAUUGUUCGAGCACUUGUUAUGGAUGCUCAAGAACAGUUGCUCCGAUCACGGCGACGAUGAUGCUGAUGAUCGUGAAGAAGGAUCCGUCGAGGAGUUGGCUGAGUUCUAUACUUAUUGA